UUGAUAUACCCUUUAAGAAAAAAUAAAAAACAAAAAACAAAAAAAUAAAAAAUAGAAUAAAAAGUUCUUUAGACAUUGCAAGCGAGUUUCUUGAUAAACAUGUUUCCUAUAGACAGGAGUCUUCUCCCGUCUCUGACUACCCGCAGAGCGUUGAUCGUGCUUGACCCCCAGAAUGAUUUUCUGGCUGAGGAUGGCGCCCUACCUAUCAAGAUGCCUUCGGAUCUCCCAGAGCGGAUAGCAAGCUUGGCGACGUCGCUACGAGCAGGAGGUGACGACAUCAUCUGGGUAUGUAGCAGAUUCGAGAAAUCGCGGCCUUCUCAGGAAGAACAAAUUCUUAUAUCGGAUCGGCCGAGCCACUCCCAAUCCCCAGAUCCUCCGCGGGGUCGGCGGCGGCCAACACCACCACAGACGAAUCAACAGGCCGAGUCCCCCGAGGCGUUUCUAACCCAGGAAUCUCCAAACCUACCGAAAUGCGUCCGACCAGGCUCUUCCGGGGUGGAGAUGCACCCAAUCAUAAAAGGGGCUGUCGGACCUAGGGAUUUUUCAGUCGUGAAGACUUAUUACUCGGCUUUCAGGUCAGAACAGCUACUUCGCUUACUGCGUAUGAGGCUUGUCACAGAGCUUUUUAUUUGCGGAUCUAUGACUAAUAUUAGCGUUAUGGCUACCGCCGUCGACGCUGCGAGCCAUGGAUACACGAUCACGAUAGUCGAUGAUUGCUGCGGCUAUAACAACAUAAUGCAACACCGUAAUUCCAUCAAGCAGAUUUCGAAAACUACGGGCUGCGAUGUUUUAUUCUCGGCCAACAUCGUGGCGUCUCUUAAGCCCAAGUCGAAGCCGUCGAGAAGGCCAGGUGAUAGACCGGCAACUUCUCCAGCCGGCGGAUACUCUACACGCGCAGCCGAUAUUCCCCGUGUCAAAUCACCCACGAAACAUCCAACGCCAUCGGUUCAGCCCUUGGUGAAAUCAACAAAGCCAACAGCGGAGAGUAUUCGAAAGUCACGUGCUAGUUCAUCGGUUCCGGCCGCGAGUCAAGUCGAAUCGAAGCCACGGCACCAAAAAGCGGAUGACAAUGACUCACAAAAAGGUAGUCAUAGCAAUAAAAAUAGUGAUAAUGCGCAAGUCUUACUACAGGACAAAGCACAACCACCAACUCAGGGUAAAACCAUUGUCUCUCAGCAAACUUUAGAGAAAACACAACAACCAGACAAAAAGGAAGAACAGAGUGUUUCCGAUUCAGUCGGAUUAAAAAGCGACAAAUCCAAACCGUCAGCGGAAGAGAGUGACCCUAAAUCUUCUUUAGAAAAUAAAACAGAAUCAUCAGGGACUGUGAGUGAGACACUAAACGAGAAGCACCCAGAACGGAUCCAAGGUCCGUCGGAGAUUUCGAGCAUUGAAGUUGACGAUAGUAGAAGAAUGGCGCCUGGAGACCAGCCAAAACUAAGGGAGGGCGAGCCUCUAUGUGAGGGUGAUACUAAGGUUGUCUACGACGUAUUACCACACCCCUUAUCUGAGAAUAUCUUCGAAAGGGUAAGAGACGAGGUGCAAUGGCAGCGCAUGUCUCACCAGGGCGGCGAGGUGCCAAGACUCGUCGCCGUCCAAGGACAAGUGGAUGAGGAUGGCAGCAUGCCUAUUUACCGUCAUCCAUCAGACGAGUCGCCUCCGUUGCUACCAUUCUCCCCCGCAGUGCUCGAGAUUAAAGAGGUAGUCGAAAAACAAUUGGGACAUCCUCUAAACCACGUCCUUAUACAGUUUUACCGUGACGGUAGCGACUAUAUCUCAGAACAUAGCGACAAAACGCUGGAUAUUUCCAAGGGCAGCUUUAUCGCUAAUGUUAGCCUGGGUGCUGAACGGACUAUGACGCUACGGACAAAGCGACAACCGAGAAAUGAUGAUGAUUCGGUGGAUGCGGACCCUUUGCCUACGAUAAAACGUCAAGUCCAACGAGCAUGUCUACCUCACAAUUCGCUUUUUCAGAUGGGAUUGCAGACAAAUAUGCGAUGGCUCCAUGGCAUUCGACAAGACAAGAGGAUUAACCGCGAAAAAUCAGAUGCGGAGCUGGCCUACGACGGUGGUCGUAUUUCGUUGACGUUCAGAAGGAUAGGGACCUUCUUGGACCGUGAAAACAAGCUGAUAUGGGGACAAGGGGCUACAUCAAAGACGAGAGAGGGCGCGAAAAAUGUGAUCAAUGGACAAACGCCUGAGGCUAUUAAAAUGCUGCAAAGUUUCGGUCGGGAAAACCAGUCGACAGAAUUCAACUGGGAGGAACAUUAUGGCAUAGGAUUUGACGUUUUGCACAUCUCCACCGCACCUCGACUAUUCCUGUCAUCGGAUCCAGUCGUUAAUAUGAGUAUUCAACUGAUGCUAGCCGAGUAUGGAGUUAGCUAUGCGAGAGGUAGCAUGUCGCCAGUCUUGAAGUGGAAGAAUAGAUGGCUUGCCAAUGACCCCUUCGCCAUUCCUAAGGACCUCCGUAUCAAGUUUGUCGAUAAUGAUUUUCCAAAGACGACUAUUGAGGGUGAGAGCCCAAUCAUGUUGUAUCUCGAAUGCUCUUACGGCCCUAGGCCUAGAAGUAUCCCGCCCAGGGAUUUUGAGAAAGAGGGCACUCGCUUUCUGCAAGGGAUUGCCUUGUUAAGAAAGCACAAAACACUGAAGUCCGAAUUGAGUACAUGGGAGAAUUACGCAGCCGAAGGCAACGAUUUCAUCGCGGGACCUACUAUGACCCCGGCCGACUUUGCGUUUUGGCCUGUCCUUCACGAUAUAAUCAGGGUUCAAGGCCAAGAUCUAUUUGGACAAGAUGAAGCCGAGUUCGAGAAUUUGAAAAAGUACUACGAGCGUAUCGAGGCGCGAGACUCAGUCCAAAAGGUAAUAGCUGUGUGUGCGACCCGCCCGUCGAAGGAAUCUACUGGUGCUCCCGACGCCACAGUAUCGACGUAGGUUUCCGUGCCUGGUUUCGCUAAGUAGAUCGCAAUGCCAUCACAGAAUUGGAGAACCAGGAUGAAUAGAUAUCUUGGAUAACUAACGCUUAUAAGCCCUCUACUUCAUAUCAAAGGAGAGGCGCUCACAUUUAGCGUAGCAUCGUAUGGGCGCAUGGAUAGCUUGCCUUCUGGCUUUUUCCACGGCGAGAAGUAGAUGGAGAUGGGAUAGGAUGGACAGGCAAAUCUACGAAGAAGACUUACCGAGAUGUAAAAUAAGAAACUAAUCUACCAAACUAUGUAUUGUCGUGAACUACCUAGUUCGCACUAGAUGUCAGAAUAAGACACCUAUAAAUAUCACUUGUAUAAAUGUAUUCAAAAUAUUACUUCG
This is a messenger RNA of Daldinia vernicosa, 3300 nucleotides long. RefSeq lists its product as uncharacterized. The transcript is spliced from 3 exons. Gene Ontology annotation, biological process: DNA repair; DNA alkylation repair. Bases 100 to 2931 code for a protein of 943 amino acids. Gene Ontology annotation, cellular component: nucleus. NCBI's taxonomy places the organism in Eukaryota, Fungi, Ascomycota, Sordariomycetes, Xylariales, Hypoxylaceae. Gene Ontology annotation, molecular function: dioxygenase activity. The record is from RefSeq and is a predicted model, not a curated record.